Messenger RNA from Pararge aegeria (speckled wood butterfly), 705 nucleotides. RefSeq lists its product as uncharacterized. NCBI's taxonomy places the organism in Eukaryota, Metazoa, Arthropoda, Insecta, Lepidoptera, Nymphalidae. Bases 100 to 576 code for a protein of 158 amino acids. The transcript has 3 exons. Gene Ontology annotation, cellular component: MICOS complex. The record is from RefSeq and is a predicted model, not a curated record. Gene Ontology annotation, biological process: inner mitochondrial membrane organization.
AUAGAGUUCGUAAUUGACAGAAGGUUGAGUUUUCAUUUUUGUGAAAAUGCCUUUUUGAUAAAAUUUGCCGAUAAAUUCGAUUAAUUCAUUUUUAUAAACAUGGGUGGUUCGCAAAGCAGUCGAAAGUUAAGUGUUGACAAUGAAAACGCCAUACAAGUAUCCCAAGAAGCUUUAGAUCGCAUACAAGACCAGCUAAACGCAAGACAAGCUGAACAACCACAAUCUAAACCUCAAUAUGCUCCACCACCUUAUUAUGAUACACUGAAACAGCAAGAAUAUGCAGCGGAGGAAGCCUACUGGGCCCGUCGCAUUGAGAAUUUAAAGAGGGUCCAUGAAAAAAUCAACAGUGGUAUGCACAUAGAGUACCAGAAAACAUUAAAGGAAGCAAAUGAAUUAUUUGAUAUGGUAAAAGCAGAUAAAAUUGUUAAUAAAUUACCACCAUGCCAGGAAGAAAAAGCAAAGAUGCUAGAGUGCUAUAGUUCAAAUCCUAACAAAUCUCUUCUGUGUUCAGUGCUAGUGAAUGAUUUCAAUGACUGUGUGUGCAGAAGCAGAAUUGCUGCAGUCUCUACAUCUUGAGUUAAGCAGCUUUGUAAAUAAUGUCUAGUAAAGAAUUCCGAAAACAUAAUAUAACUUCUUAACUGCCAUGUGGCCCUGCGAAGUAGUUUUAUUUAUAUUAUUGCUGUAUGAAUAAAUUGUUAAUCUGAA